AUGUCUUGGAAACCCAUCGCCCAAGCAUCUCAGGCCAGUUUGUUGAAAUCUAUUCCAGAACGUUGGCGGCUGGAUCUGCGAAAAUACAAGUCACUGAGGGAUGUCACGAACGUACCUUAUACCUGUGGCAUUCUGACUGAUGCCCAGCUCAAGAUUACCGAACUCACGGCAGUUGAGAUAUUAAGGGGUCUCGAGGCUCGCGAGCUCAAAGCAGUGCAAGUUUUAGAAGCCUUUGCUGCCCGUGCUGCCAUUGCUCAUCAACUGGUCAAUUGCCUGACCGAUUGGUUCUUUGAAGAAGGUCUCCAGCAAGCGGAAGAGCUUGAUGAUCUUCUUGACUCUGGUGGUAAACUAAAGGGUCCAUUACAUGGAAUUCCUAUCGCUGUAAAGGACUUCCACUUUCUCAAAGGUCAUCCUACAACAACGGGGUAUGUCUCAAAGAGAAAUUUUGUUCCUGAGCAUGAUUCUGCCCUGGUAGCCACGUUGCGUGCCGCUGGAGCGGUGUUUUUCUGCAAGACAACCAUGCCCCAGACGGGAAUGGCAUUAGAGACGGCCAGCAAUCUUUGGGGCCGAACCCUGAGUCCCUUCAACAUCGACCUAAGCUCCGGUGGCAGCUCAGGAGGAGACGCGGCCCUGGUCGCGAUGAGGGGCUGUCCCAUCACACCCUCCACUGACAUGGGAGGAUCCAUCCGCGUGCCAGCUGCUUUCAACGGACUAUACGCCAUUCGACCUACUGCAGACCGCGUGCCAAAAGGUGGUAUGGACAACAUCAAUAGCACGGGGCAGACAACAAUUCAAUUAUCCUGCGGGCCCAUUUGUCACUCUAUCGGCGACCUCGAGUUGCUUACGAAGGUCAUCAAUGCCUACCCGCACAACAAGUAUGAUGUUACCUGUGCACCGAUUCCGUGGAGGAACCUAGAUACCUUGAAGGGCAAACUCACCUUUGGAAUGAUGAGGUGGGAUGGUGUGGUUAUGCCUCACCCGCCGAUACUCCGGGCCAUGGGAUACGUCAAACAAUUCGAUAUAUACUACCAAUCAGGGGCAGGACAGACACUAGCCGCUGUUGAAGCUUCCGGUGAACCACUUUUGCCAGCCGUUGCGGAUCUGCUCAAGGUUUACAAUACGAGAGAGCUCUCUACUAUAGAAGCAUUGGGAUUGAACGUGAAAACAAGAAUUUUCAAAGAACGGUUCCGCGAUGCGUGGAGCGAGACAAACCGCCGCACCACGACGAGCCGUCCUAUUGAUGCACUCAUCUGCCCCCCGGCACCGUCAGCGGGCAUUCCUCACAACUUUAACAUCUACUGGGGAUAUACCUCAUUGUUCAACCUUCUUGACUACCCUUCCGUAAUCUUACCUGUUCCCAAGUUCAAGAUCGAUGCUCAGAAGGACCCUAUGGACGUUCACUACCGACCGCUAGAAACGAAUCCUUAUGACAAGACUAAUCAUGAUUUGUACGAUCCGAACCUAUUCUCGAACCAGCCGUCGACGAUCCAGAUUGUGGGACGCCCUUUUGAGGACGAAGAGCUCAUCCGAGUGGCAUCAAUUCUGGAUACUCUACUUCACUCUACUUGA
Molecule: messenger RNA, 1569 nt
Organism: Clonostachys byssicola
Lineage: Eukaryota; Fungi; Ascomycota; Sordariomycetes; Hypocreales; Bionectriaceae
Source: the annotation of a GenBank genome assembly